Messenger RNA from Hemibagrus wyckioides, 493 nucleotides. It is a transcript of the gene ndufa6, whose product is annotated as NADH:ubiquinone oxidoreductase subunit A6. Bases 37 to 420 code for a protein of 127 amino acids. The record is from RefSeq and is a predicted model, not a curated record. Lineage: Eukaryota; Metazoa; Chordata; Actinopteri; Siluriformes; Bagridae. The transcript has 3 exons. Gene Ontology annotation, biological process: response to oxidative stress.
UCCACCGGAAGUGAGAGCGGUUGUGUUUGAGUGAUCAUGGCGUCCUCCGCUGCUGCCCGGACUGCCGGAGCGGUGAGGGCGGUGAAGCCCAUCCUCAGCCGAGAUGUGGACGAGGCCAAGCGCCGUGUGAGGGAGCUGUACCGGGCCUGGUACCGGGAAGUACCCAAUACCGUGGCGAUGUAUCAGCUGGACAUCACGGCACGUCAGGGACGAGAAAAAGUGAGAGAAAUAUUCACCAGGAAUAAACACAUCCGUGACCCACGCGUCAUCGACAUGCUCGUCAUCAAGGGUAAGAUGGAGCUUCAGGAGACCAUCAAUGUGUGGAAACAGAAAACACACAUCAUGCGCUACUUCCAUGAGACGGAGACGCCGCGUCCCACAGAUUUCCUGUCCAAGUUUUACGAUGGACACACCCCCUGAUGACCCGUCUGACCUUUCACCCCGUUGUCCUCUCUAAUGCUGAACUGUAAAUACACUGCGUUACUUAAAAACA